AAUCAGGUUACAUCCAUGUGUUCAAAGUUUAAUCAUGCCGGGUCGUGGCAGAGAACAAAAAGAAAGGUGGUUAGCCAACGUACACACGAACAGGGGGAUCAAAAUUUGUUUGCUACAGCCAGAUCCAUGUAACUUUACGAGAUCCGGUUCUAGAAUUAUUGAUUUCGAUGAAAUAAUUACAUCAUCUUGUAUUUUACUAGUAAAUGAGUCAUUAGGGUGUGGUGGAAAUUUGAGCACGAUGUCAAGUGCUAAUGCUGAUAAUUUGGCUAAUGCCAAUAAUUCGGCUUACGGCCAGGGCAUCAAUAAAUGUUUCUACAAGUUAUCAUGGUAACACAUUGACUGAAAUGUGAUGUUAUUGCCAUUGUACAGCAAACCACGAUUAUGUAAAUGACUUGAUACCUCGCCAAGUUGGUCAAAGUAUCAAAGGUGUAAUAAAUCAUUCUAAUUCAAAUUUAGAAUAUAUGCAGUUGUCGAAUGAUGAUAUUAUGGCACAUGUGCCUUCAGUGGUUAAACAACAAAUAGCUAAGGGAGAAUAUAUUAAUCUUGCUAUUUCGUCUCCCACAUAACUCCCCUAUGGGGCCCCAUAGAGAGAUGACAGGCAUCGACCAUAGCAUAUCAUAAUGAGGCUAAGACUUAGUCUUAUCAGUCACAAAAUUUACAAUCUCAAGAAAAGUGUUAUUUUUAAGUAUUUAAGGAGUUUAAAAUUGUUAUAAAAUUCAGGAGUGUUGAGGAAUACUUUUAUUUCAGUAUCAACAAUGAUUCUUGGGUAGUCCGUUUAUUUAAUCAUAAUGAAUACACGUAUUGACAGUGGACCUCAGUGCACAUGUGCGACGGAAGAAGUCGCGCAAGAGUUGUCGUUCUUGAUUUGUGAAUAAAAUUUCACUGAAAACAUACACGAAACAUAGAAUAUUCUAUAUGGCGUUGACAUGUGCUGUUCAGAAUUGCUCAAAUGGGGGCUAUUGGCUAAAGAAAUGGAGAAAGCAAUUAUGCAGCGUUCAUGGGAGUAUUCAUGGGGAAAGAUUUUGCAAAUGUUCAGAACCUUUCAGGCUGUUCACAUUUCCAUCAAAAAAGAGUCGACCAGCUGUGAGAGAAAAGUGGAAGCAACUGGUUGGACGGUCAAAUGGUGCAAAAUUGUGGUCACCACCAAAAGAUAGUCGUAUUUGUUCAAGACAUUUUGUUGAGGGGGAACCAACACUACAAAAUCCUUUACCAACUCUUGAAAUGGGUUAUGAGGGUGCUAACCAAGGAGGGAAAAGAAUGUCCAACUUUGAAGCAACAAGACCUGUGUUUACCAAAAAAAGAAAAAUUGAUAAGUACAACAUGAGUGAUGAAUACUUUGAACAGUAUGUAGCAACACCCUUGUUCGAGGAUCCACCAGAAGAAUAUCUGCCAAAAGUUAAUGCUGGGAUACCUUGGUUUGUGCCUUUGUUGUUACUUCUUAUAGGCCUGUUUAAGCAGUUAAAACAGAAAAAUAAGACAGAAAAACUGACACAAGAUGUUUAGAGUUUGAAGGAUAAGGUCAAUAGGUUAAACUUACAGACUGUGUACAGUGAACAAGUGAUGAUGUAAAAUUCCACACUGGAUUAACUAAUAUUAGUUUAUUCAAUAUAUACAUGAUUAGAUUGCUCCACUUGUUGUUCGAAGGUGGACUGGUGCCGUGGCUGCCCUAAAACGUGUGCGCACUGUUGGGAAUGUUGUUAAAUUUGGUCCAAAGAGAAAAAUGACAUCUAAAAGCAAAUUUUUUAUUAAUGUUUAUGAAACUUUGGCUUGGUUUACUGAACAAAGAUUUGGCCAAAAGGUUCGACAUUUCAGAGUCACUUGUUUCCACAACAUCUUUAGCAUGGCUACGUGCAUCUUAUGCUAUUUUGAAAUCAUAAGUAUACAAUGUCAUGCCAAGUCCUGAUGAGCUCAUUGGAUCUAAACCCGAACGGUUCAGAAAAUUUAGUGACUUACAUUCUAUAAUUGACUGUUACACUGAGAUCUUCAUUGAGACCCCAAAGGACUUGUACUUACAGAGUGCCACCUGGAGCGAUUAUAAACACCAUAAUACUUUGAAGUUACUGAUAGCUUGUUCACCAAAUAGUUUAAUCCUUUAUGCAAGUCCAGCAUAUUUAGGGAGGACAUCAGAUAAAGCUCUAACUAUAGACUGUGGCUACCUGGAUUUGGUUCCAAUUAAUUCUAUGAUCAUGGCCAAUAAAGGAUUUAAUAUUUCUGAAGACUGUGCAAAUAGGAAUAUAACCUUGUAUGUACCCCCAAGAAGGAGAGGACAUUCACAGAUGUCAAGUGCCGGUGUAGAAAAGACCAAAAAGAUAGCUAACCACAGGAUGCUCAUUGAACAAGUCAUAAGGCGCUUAAAAAAUUUCAGAAUUUUGUCAAAUGAACUGCCAAUUUCACUGAUUGAUCGUGUUGAUGAAAUUGUUGGUGUAUGUUCAGCUGUGUGUAAUUUCAAGGAGCCAAUUUACAAAGUAUAACUGAUAAAGCUAUUUAAGCUCAAAGUGAGAUGUUACAUUGACAAUAUAAAAUGCAAGAAAUACUGUAUGUGAAAAUGACAUUAUUGAAGCAUAGGGUCAUUUUUAUGUAAUGUGUGUGUUGUUGUUUUGUACAUGUAUAUAUGCAUAUACAGUAUAUUUUAAAUAAUUGAUUUUUCAAUGAAUAAGAAAGAAUAAAAUCAUUACAGCAGGUAUUUAUUAUCUUCCCUUUUUAAAAUGAAUACCGGUACUAGCCACUCAGCUUAAAGCCACAUGCCUCCAAAUUAGCAAAAAUAUUACUGGAAAACAAAUAUUUCUACAAGAGUCAUCAAUGUCGUCUAGGUUCUAGACAAUAUUUUCACGUUGGUAUUUAUUGCCGAUAACUCGAUCCUAUUGGGCAGCGUUAAACGCAAGUCGACAAUAUUCUUGUUGGCAACAUAUAACUUGAUUAAGAUCGAGCUGAACACCGCAUGAAACGCCUAAUAAAUGCUCAUAUUUUCCAGAUAAUUACACCUGGGCUAGAUAUGAAACUAUUAUUUUCGAUGUGAAAAGCCAAUUUACAAUGAAAUCCACCUUUGAAUGCUCAUAAUCGGCAUGAAACGCCGAAUGAAUUAUGUUGACGUGAAACACCUGAGACUGAAACUUGCGUCUCCAUUAUUAUGCUUCAAGUUCAUAUAGCUUUUCAUUCGAGAUAGCGUGAAUCGCUGUAAUCAAUAUUGCUAUAGAUCUAAAUAGAUUGUAAUCAAUAUUGCUAUAGAUCUAAAUAGAUUGUAAUCAAUAUUGCUAUAGAUCUAAAUAGAUAUUUUUUCAUGGCACAGAGGGAUCAUAAUUAUGGUAGAAGAAUUUCGCUGCAGAGAAACCAAUUUGUAAGUAAUGUUUAAUUUUCAGAUCAUGGCAAGUGGUCAAGGGGACAAUUGGCUGGCCUGCAGAAUUUGGCACUUGGCCAGGGCGAAAUAUCGACGAGGGAAAAAAUUGACUGCGUGGUUGGGGCCCUCGAGAGGAAUUUAGCGGAAUUCGGCCAGUCGGCAAAAUCAAUUAAUCCCUGACGGAGUCAAUGAAUAUUCUUAAAAAAUAAUUUUAUUACAGGGUUCCGUUGAAUUAUAAAGAAUUAUUUACGACUGUCAAUAAUUACAUUUAUUUUUCAAGAAAAUACUGUUAUUUGUCGUCAAAGCUCUCAGUUCAUAGCAUUUGGAACAAUUUGGUAUGGUUGAGCGCCUAAGUAAAUUGUUGUGAUGUAUUUGUACUUUUCUUCUAUUUAGAUGUGUGGGUUCUUGGGGAUUCGAUCCCGUACUGGGCUGGUAUACGAGCUUAAGCCACUGGAAAGACCAAUCUGCACUGCCAGGUAAGGUGAUUGCCUGGUGGGCUGUUAGGGGUCUUCGAUGGCUGUCAUUCCGUCGUACCAUUGAAGCUCAAGUUCUGCUUUCAACCCCACCAGAAAUUAUUGCAAUUCACCUUGGCGGGAAUGACCUGACCUCUAAAUCCAUGUUCCAAAUCUCGUGAGGUGAGGUAUUUGCGUACAGCCUUUUCAACUGUUACAAUUAUUUGGAUUAAUAUCCUCCAGAGACGUGUGUGGCCUGGCGCACUUAAUGGCUUGCAGACCAUUGAAAAUAAAAGAAGGAGAGUUAAUCGCUGGGGGAGAUAUUUGGUUCGCUCUUCUGGCAAACAUGAUAUAAUAUCCCCGGAUAUAGAUUCAGCCACUGGGUUUUGGCGUGAGGACAGUAUCUACUUAAAUGAUGUGGGCCUUGAGUUCUAUUUAGAUUAUCUUAAGGACGCC
Messenger RNA from Ruditapes philippinarum (Manila clam), 4242 nucleotides. RefSeq lists its product as uncharacterized. The coding region runs from base 916 to 1503 and encodes 195 amino acids. The record is from RefSeq and is a predicted model, not a curated record. The transcript is spliced from 2 exons. NCBI's taxonomy places the organism in Eukaryota, Metazoa, Mollusca, Bivalvia, Venerida, Veneridae.